AUGUUGAAUCGCUUCCGUUCGGCGGCGAAUCAGGUGCGUUCCUCGUAUUCGGAGAAGCGCGGCGUGCGCAGACAAAUCUCGGAGUGCGUACACGCACGCGUCGCGGAGGACGCGUACGACGCGGCGCAGUACUUCGUCGAUGACGUCAGAGAUCCCUGGUGUACAGAUGCUUUGGAACGUGAGCGUCUAUCGCAUCAUGCGCAGCUCCGUGAGCUGGUGGUGCGCAGCGAUGCCAGCGGUCUCCGCGAUAAACUGGAUUCCCUGGGUGCAUCUGCAGCUAUUAUUGCCAACCUGACCCCAGGGGGUGCCAAUACUUUGCUUUAUGUAUUACAGAAAAAUAACGUGUAUCUUGACAGAGCAUCGGAGCUAGGCAACUUAGCAGCUGCUUCGGUUCUAGUCGGCGCAGGCGCAGACGGCCGCGCCCAUCCGGUGACGAGGUACGGCCCGCUGUACAUCGCCUGCUACCAUGGCCACUCGGACAUCGCCUCGCUGCUGUUGACACAUUUCCCUGAAGCUGUCCAGCAAGAAACAGUUGAAAAAUGGCUGCCGCUGCAUGCAGCUUGCAUCGGUGGACAUCCAGCCCUUGUGAAGUUGCUCUUGGAGUAUCAGUACCCAUCUCAUCUUCUAACCACUUAUACCGAUCCAAGUGGACAGUUGCAGUACCGCAUGGCGUUUGAUGUAAACGCUCGCGACGCUAGCGGACAGAGCGCUCUAUACGUGGCGUGUACGCUCGGCAACGCCGCCGUCGUCGAUGCGUUGUUGGAGUUCUCUCUGCCCGCUAUUAAACAAGCUCAGUCUCCAUCGAAGGAGAUAAGUCAGUCAGAUGGAAGGGUCCCCUCUAGUCCGCAUAGAAGUGGAAUAUCCUUGGGGAUACACGCUAUAGUCAGUAAACUAACCGGAGGAAAUAAAACGCCGGUAGUCGAUAUGGAGAAGCGUGUACGUCCAGUGCGCACGGACAGUGGGCGUGGUAUGGACACGUGCGUCGCAUGCGCAGCGCGAUUGGGACAUGCGCGCGUCUUGCGACGUUUGCUAGCCGCGGGCGCACGGCCUGACGCAUGCGCUGAGAUGAUAUCGGACGUGGCUCGGGAUACUCGGCGGCGCUCCCGAAGUGCGUCCGUCACGCGCGGUAGGGCUUCGCCCUCGCCAGCACAACCGGCCUAUAACGAUGAUCGAGAAGGCUGGACAGCACUUGCGGUCGCAGCGCGCGCAAGGAACGUCCAAAUAGUAGAGAUGCUGCUAGCAGCCGGUGCGACGGACCCCGGUGGCAAAGCCCUAAGGGAAUGCGCGAGGCACGGUCUAACCGACCUUGUGGCUUCGUUGCUAGCCACAAAGGCAUAUCCAGAUCCAGAGUACAAGCUUAAUAAGUCGGCGAUCUCGGAGGCUGUCAUUGCUGGGAAAGAUGCUGACCCGGCGCUGUCUUUCAGCGCGCGCUGUCCGUCCACGCCUGUCAUGAUUAAUUGGCGGGAGUUGCGCUGUCAACUGGCUAGAUUACGAAUGAGCUGGCUUCGUGCAGCCGCGUCCCGGGUCAAUUCGAAGUUAUGCACUAGUGGUAACGCGUUACUGGCGCUUACCAGGCUGGAAUUAGCAAAUAACGAACUACGGGAGUUACCUAGAGAGUUGUUUUCGCUUAUCAGCUUGAGAUAUUUGAACGCCGCUCAGAACAAACUAGAACGGCUACCGACAUCCACCGACCCGUUCGAAGAAGAGUGCGAGGGGGGAAGAGUGAGAAGGAAGCGAGAGAAGAAGCUCAGCAGUGUGUACACAGCGCCAGUUCUGCAAGAGCUUUAUUUACAGGAUAACCGCCUUGAGGAAUUACCAGCAGAACUCUUCUCUCUUCCUGGUCUCACGAGCCUGGACGUCUCCAAUAACAAACUACGAGCCCUCCCAGCCAAUAUGUGGAGUGCGCCAAGUCUGAGGGAUCUUAACGCUGCCCUGAACCAUCUGAAGGAGUUGCCGAGUGGGGAAGAGGCUAACAGUGAAAGUACCUCGUGUGUGUCAUCUCCGUCGGAUUCCCCACUACCGGGGGCUUCGCCCUCCUCAUACAAUGCCCCAUAUGGAUUUUCACAAACGAAAACUGCGUCACGGAGCCCGUCAAUAGAAAACAGCGAUGCAACUCCUGAUGAUGAAGACGUUCCGGUACUUGGGAACCGAGCUGGUAACGCAGUUUGGUCAGAGGCAAAACGAGCUCACGCCUGGCGUGGGGCGCGUGCCCCGUCUCCCGUCAGGGCCCCAUCUGGUCCCGGGGCUAGCUGCUUGACCUCCUUGAACUUGUCCCACAACCAGUUCUCUUGUGUCCCACCACCGUUGGCAUGUAGAGCCCCAAAUUUGACACGACUUAAUAUGGCUUAUAAUGGACUUAGAUCUAUGUCUUACGUCACGUCUUAUCCAACAAACCUUCGGCAACUGGACUUGAGUCACAACGAAAUUUCCUGCUGGCCCAGUCUACCUCAGGUGGACAGUUUUGGCGAUGGUUCACCUCUGGCGUGCUACUGUCCCAACGGUGGGGGUGGGCGAGCUCGUCCCAGGUCCGGGGGCUCAGUUAGAUCUCAACUCCUUAGCGCGGCCUGUGCUGCAAGGAGGCACUUGAGGCUCGAAGCUUUGAGAACCCUGAUCCUCGCGAAUAACAUGCUCCCGCGCAUUCAGCUGACGACGGAUGACGACGGCCUAGCGACGAGCGCUGAUCACCGGAAUGACGACAAUGAUGACGAAUGGUCGGAAGGCGAAUGCCACCUCAAGCGUCGCCUCCUCUUCCCUCUGCUCUCGAUGCUGGAUGUAUCUUGUAACCUGCUGAAGGCUGUUCCUCCAGCCAUAUACCUGCUCAGCAACUUGGCUGUUCUCAAUCUAAGUGGGAAUAAAGACAUAACGGACCUCCCCCCACAAAUGGGCCUUCUCUCCCGCCUAUGGAACCUAAACACGGUCGGAUGUUGCCUCUCCGAGCCCCUUCGGUCCGUUGUGCGAGGGGGGCGAAGUCGCAGCGUCGAUGUCGUCGGCUUCCUUCGAUCCGUGCUGCAUGAGGCGAAACCCUACGCUCGGAUGAAGCUGAUGAUCGUUGGAGUACAGGGUAUUGGAAAGACCAGUCUGCUAGAAUGCCUCCGCCAGGAGUCUGCCAUACAGCACAGAAGGAAGCCCACAGAUCACUGGGCCAAGCGUAUGGGCAACCGUAGCACGCGCGGCAUGUCCACAGUGGGCGUGGAUAUAGGCUGGUGGGUCUUUGAACCGCAACGCGCUGCUCGCGGACCUGUCACUUUUAGUACUUGGGAUUUUGGAGGGCAACACGAAUAUUAUUCUACCCAUCAAUAUUUCCUGUCUCGCCGGUCCCUGUAUCUGGUGGUGUGGAAGGUUCCAGAUGGAAAGAAGGGCCUGGCUUCAGCACUGCAGUGGCUAAGGUCUAUACAAGCUCGCGCCCCUGGCUCUCCCGUGAUUAUGGUCGGGACACAUUACGAUCAAGUAAUUAAUAGCAAUUUACCAGAGAGCGAAAGCCCCAUGGCCCUUCAGAGACUCAUCCGCGGCAGCGUUAUGGGAGCCCCAGACGCAGAUAAGUUGGGGCUACCGCGGGUGCUAGAUACUAUCGAGGUAUCGUGCAGUACUCGACACAAUAUCAAAUUGUUAGCCGAUAUUAUUUAUUCUGUUGCAUACAGUGUUAAGCCUCCAGGCAGCAAAGAACCGAUGCUGGAACAGCGCGUUCCAGCUACGUACCUAGCACUAGAAGAGUGUGUCAGUGCUUUGUCCACUGAGUUGAAGGAACCUGUUCUAAGACACGAACAGUAUAGACGAUUGGUGACGCAAUAUAUGCAGGCGAAGAAUUUGAAGAUGUUCAGAGACGCUGCGGAACUACACCAAGCGACUAUGUUUCUACACGAGAAUGGUGUCCUCCUCCACUAUGAUGAUGCUACUCUGAAGGAGUUGUACUUCCUUCGUCCGCAGUGGCUCUGCGAUAUCCUUGCCCACGUUGUUACUGUACGCGAAAUAAAUCCAUUUGCUAAUAAUGGUAUCAUGAAAGUGGAGGACCUAGCUCAUGUGUUCAAAGCGUCACCAGCUCUGGGUGGGGGAGAAGAAGCCAGAUCUCUUGGGAUGUCGUUGCUGAACAAGUUCGAAUUGGCGCUCUGCUGGGACGGGCGCGCGUUGCUUGUACCACCAUUACUCCCCGCUACGGAACCAGCGCAGCCGCAGCCGCAGCUCGCCCUAAAACUACGCACGUGGCCCGGAACGCCGCGCAGAAUGUUCUCGAACACGUUGUCUACCUGCGACGAGAUAAGAAAUUCAGAAGCCCCACUCACUCAGGACUGCGGUUGGGGGAUAUCUCUGACUUGCCGAGACAGUGGCAGAUCACUUCGUCGGAUCCUGCUGAUGUCUUACGUUCCUUGUGGCUUCUGGGCAAGACUGUGCGCGAGGCUCCUUGCUGACAGCGCUCUGGGGGGCACAGCCCCCGACCUGUACAAGAUACCGCAGGAGAUCGAACCAGACGACAACCUAUCGAAAGCCCUGGAACUCAACUGGUCGUGGAAGGUGUGGAAGACGGGUGUCAAGCUGGUCUGCGGUCAGCUGACUUUAUUGUCUUUGAGGGAAAUAUCACCCACGCGGGACCCGUUGCUGGGAAGCUUGGCUGAUGAUGUCGAUACUGAGGAGGUUUAUCAUCACAUGAGGUUUCGCGUCCGUCAAGAGGGUGUCUGGUGUGAGUUGGAUAUGCAAACAUCGGCGUGUAUAGAAAUCCUUUUGCCGGCUCAAGCGUGUGUUGCAAAGCGGAAGGACGGACUGCCUCUGGCUGGAUACCAGAGUAUAACUUUGGAACCCAAUCCAGCAGUUCUAGCCAGAGUGUUGGCGUUAGUCUCCGAUCUUCUGGAUUUGCUGCUAGAAGAUUGGUACCCAUCGCUCGGUACCCGCUUCGUACACACUUCUGAAGGUCGCUGUCUGAUAACGAGGGUCGUGCCCUGCCCCGCUUGCUUGCGUGAUGCUACCCUCUUGCAGAAUAACAUCCCACCACACUUGGUACUACCACAUGCUGAUAUGCACGAGAAUAACUUGGCUCAGGCACUGAAACGACUAGAACUGGGUAACAACGAGCCAAGAAGGCUUCGCCUAUCCGAAGAAUCCAGGGCUUCGGACAGGGACAGUGGAGUUGGGAACGAAUCUGUUUCCUCAUCUCGCCUGGGUUCCGUGGAAGGUGUACAGCGUAGUUCGAUAGUGGGUGAAUGCUGGACACUGGAGGAAUGUAUCCUGGCCGGAUGUACUGGCAAACGGCUGGUCUGCCAACACCAUGCGGACAUUGAAUUGGCGGAUGUCGCACCAGAUGUGCUUCUUCUCGAUGUGGAAGAUGCGAAACGCGCUCGCUGGGAGCACAUAACACUGGGGAACGUGGUGGGUCGUGGGGCGUUUGGUACCGUGGUGGCCGGUACGUGGAAACCGCCUGGGUCAGAGCCGAAGAGGGUCGCGCUUAAAGCGUUACAACCUGUGCCGGCGCAACCCCACUCUAUACCAGCUCUUACUGCUUAUAAGGCGGCGGUGUCUCGUUGGGAGCGGGAACCGCUGGCUGCUGCUUGUCGAGCAUACUGCGGCCUACGCCAAGAGCUGGGCAUCUUAAGCCGUCUGCGGCAUCCACACGUUCUUCCGCUGCUGGCCGCUUGUCCAGCACCGUUGGCUCUGCUUCUGGCGAUCGCUCCACAGGGUUCCUUAGAAAAUACCCUGCGUGGCUACCGUGGUUGUGGGGCUCGAGUGGGCGCGAGGGCUGCGCGCGCGCUGACGCUACAACUUGCGCGAGCGCUUGAAUAUUUACACGCGCAUCGGGUGCUAUAUAGAGAUUUAAAGUCUGAGAACGUACUUGUCUGGUCGUUCCCCGCACCAGCCGAGGCUCGGGUCUCUGAAAAUAGCCCGGAUCCUAUAGAAGUUCACGUCAAACUGGGAGAUUACGGUAUAUCUAGACUAGCUCCACCUUCCGGCACCAAGGGAUUUGGUGGUACUGAAGGCUUUAUGGCGCCAGAAAUAAUGAGGUACAAUGGUGAGGAGGAGUAUACUGAAAAGGUUGACUGUUUCUCCUUCGGUAUGCUAUUGUACGAAAUAUUCACGCUGCGGCAGCCAUUUGAAGGUCACGAGGCAGUCAAGGAGGCAGUGCUGGAAGGGGCCAGACCCCCUCUGUCACCCAGGGACCUGCAAUACCCGUGCAGCAUGCUGGAGACGAUGCGCCGCUGCUGGAGCGGGGCUCCAGAAUUGAGGCCGUCCGCUGCAGCACUGGUUGCUGUUGCAGCUGCGCCGGAGUUCCUCUCGCUGCGCGAUGCAGCCGUUAUAAGGCAAGCGAGAGCAGCUGCUGCAACGCCUCUGAGUCAUAUCAACGACGAAAAUUCCGAAGGUUGGGAGAUCUGGUAUGGUGGCGCAGAACCGGAGCGUGCGCAUACACUAAUCACCUCGUCUACCACCUUCCAUCAUCACCAUUCGCUGACUGUACCACCAGAUAAAACCGAUCCAGUUAUAGUGACGGCGAUGUGUCGCGUCGGUCACACGAUGUGGCUAGGAGACUCAGUCGGCCGAGUGUCUGUGUACUCGAUAUCAGAUUGUGGUCUUCAGUGGAGUGUGAAGGUUUGCGACACAGUCGGAGGGAGUGGAUCCAGCGUGGCGGCCCUAUGUUCUCUUGAGUCUUUGAGAAGGGUUGCGCUUGCGCUGUCGUGUGGCAGAUUAUUUUUGGUCUCCUGCGAACGUCCUCGAGCCGAAAGCACGUUUGUUCUCACCGAAUUGGGUACAGCCACCGAGCUCAACUGCCUCACAGCUGUGCAUACCGACAAUGGUCUGGAAGUAUGGGCGGGUGGUGAAGGCCUAUACACGUACACGCUAACGGAAGAGGGGGUGAGCGCUGCUGAGAGCCUACCUCCCCCCGCGCGACCCUCUCGCCUCGGUCACCUGGCUGCUUCGUGCCACGCUCCCACUGUUAUUGCCGCUUGUAAAAACGACGUCUACGUGUACGCGUACUCCGCGACGACGCACGCGCAGAGCGCACGACUCGACUGCAGUAAGCUCGCGCCGAGUUCAGAGAGUCUCCAGUCCAUCGCUAGUGAUGAUCCAUUGGCUGAAGAUCGAUGUCGGAUUACGUCGCUCUGCGUGUGCGGAACGGAAGCGUACGUGGGUACGCUAUGGGGUUGUGUGGUAGUCGCUGAUGCAGCAACGCUGCGGCCUCUGGCGGUCUGUCGGCCUCAUGAAGGAGAGGUGAGAUCUAUAUUAGCACUUCCCCCGCAUGGAAACGUCAACUAUCCAAUGUUGGCAACACUGGGCGACGGAUAUCGGCCAUUGUUGAACAGAUAUGCGCCGUCGCAGUCUGGCAACACAGCUACAGCGCUAAGCGGGUAUUACUGCCUGCUAUGGCGGACACAGCACUGGCUUCCAGAUUAA
Leptosia nina is the source of this 7371-nucleotide messenger RNA. The record is from the annotation of a GenBank genome assembly. Lineage: Eukaryota; Metazoa; Arthropoda; Insecta; Lepidoptera; Pieridae.